CACUUAUCCUACCGCAAUUACGAUGGCCACGACCACAUCACCAAAACUGAUCUUUUCGCACAAGUUCAUACAGUUCGGGACAGACACCCAAUCAGAGAGAGAUGGCUUCUAAUCUCUCUUCCCUUACAUCCUCAGCUCUUUCAGGUUCCGUUGUGCAUCAUUCUAAACUUCCCUCUAACCGCUAUGCCAAGUUGAAGCGAGUUCGAUCACAAAUAAGAUCCAAUUUGGAAAAUGAGAUGUGCUCACUUGAUAGUUUUGAUCAGUCACUAGAACCCAUCAAGACAGAGACUUCCCAUAUUGCAACCUCUCGUCGUCAGUGUCUGACCUGUUUAUGUUCGAGUAUGGCAUUGAUAGUAGCUCCAAGGUUUUCUGAUUCCGAUUCCAAGGCAACUGCUUUGGAUGGGAAUGAAAACCCCGUGUGCCGUAAUUGUGGGGGAAGUGGUGCAAUAAUCUGUGAUAUGUGUGGUGGUACAGGAAAAUGGAAAGCUCUAAACAGAAAACGUGCAAAAGAUGUUUAUGAAUUCACAGAAUGCCCAAACUGUUAUGGUCGAGGGAAAUUAGUGUGUCCUGUAUGCCUAGGGACAGGUUUACCGAACAACAAAGGCCUUCUUAGGAGGCCAGACGGACGACAAUUGCUUGAUAAGAUGUAUAAUGGCAGGUUGCUACCAAGUUCUUAGGUAUGUUGAUAAGUUACAAUGGUGUGCAUGUCCCAAGUAAAAUGGGCUAAUAUCUAAACUUCAUUUGUAUGGUUGUGUAAUAAGUAUACUUGUGUAGUAAGUGUGUAUUUUUUUUCGAUUAUAAUUUAAAAGAUUUGUUAAUUCCCUUGUAAUGUAGAGGCUAUUUGAUCUUGUUUCCUACUUCCGAUUCGUUGUGAUGAUAUAUAAAAAAUAAAAAAUCGAAAUACAGCUCCAUCAUUGCUUGCAGUUAUAGUUGAGA
This is a messenger RNA of Striga asiatica, 936 nucleotides long. The record is from the annotation of a GenBank genome assembly. Lineage: Eukaryota; Viridiplantae; Streptophyta; Magnoliopsida; Lamiales; Orobanchaceae.